AUGUCCCAGCUUUAUUCCUUCAAGGCAGAAGAUCCUUUCUUUCAGAGACAACCAAAUUUAAUCCUUCAAGGCUGUAGAGAUUCCUUUCAUAGCAAACCCAGAGACGAAUUAUGUCCCAGCUUAUUCCUUCUUCAAGGCUGUAGAAGAUUCCUUCAGCAACCAAAUAAUAAUGCUUCAGAGACGACUUCAUGUCCCAGCUUUAUUCUUCAGGCUUUUAUAUUCCUUUGUAGAAGAUCCUUUCAGCAACCAAAUGGUAAUGCUCAGGAGACGACUUAUGUCCUAGCUUUAUUCCUCCUUCUGGCCGUAGAAGAUUCCUUUCAGCAACCAAAUGGUAAUGCUUCAGAGACGACUUUCAUGUCCCAGCUUUUUCUCUUCAAGGCUGUAGAAGAUUCCUUUCAGCAACCAAAUGGUAAUGCUUCAGAGACGACUUGCUGUCCCAGCUUUAUUCCUUCAAGGUUGUAG
This is a messenger RNA of Acanthosepion pharaonis, 462 nucleotides long. NCBI's taxonomy places the organism in Eukaryota, Metazoa, Mollusca, Cephalopoda, Sepiida, Sepiidae. The record is from the annotation of a GenBank genome assembly.